Molecule: messenger RNA, 1088 nt
Organism: Monopterus albus (swamp eel)
Lineage: Eukaryota; Metazoa; Chordata; Actinopteri; Synbranchiformes; Synbranchidae
Product: adrenodoxin
Exons: 4
Coding region: 144-641 (165 amino acids)
Biological process (GO): P450-containing electron transport chain
Cellular component (GO): mitochondrion
Molecular function (GO): electron transfer activity; 2 iron, 2 sulfur cluster binding
Source: RefSeq, a predicted model, not a curated record
UUACGGCUGACGCUAAUACGACUUAGCUAGCUAUCGGUGUGGGCAGUCUCAAACAACAGUCUUCCUCGGUUGAGAAGCAGAAAACCUGACAGAACUUGUCAUCGCAGCUCUAAACUGCGUGUGCAACACGUCUUGUACUUCCAAUGGCUUUGGUAACAGCGUUACGUAGACUGGCUCACAUAAGUUUACGAGAAUAUUCGUGGAGGAGGACGGCAGUAACUUCGGGUGCGUGGCUGACGGGCUGGAGAAGUUUUACCACAGGCACACAACCUCUGAGGUCAUGUGAUAAGGUGACGGUCCACUUCGUCAACAGAGAUGGGGAGAAGAUCACAGUGAAGGGCUCGCCUGGAGACUCGCUGCUAGAUGUUGUUGUUAACGAAGACCUUGACAUUGAUGGCUUUGGGGCAUGUGAGGGCACGCUGGCGUGCUCAACGUGCCACCUGAUCUUUGAUGAGGAAGUCUACAAGAAGCUGGGGCGAAUAUCAGACGAGGAGAUGGACAUGCUAGACUUGGCUUACGGCUUGACUGACACAUCUCGCCUGGGCUGUCAGAUCUGUCUGACGCAGUCUCUGGAUGGCAUGGAGGUCAGGGUUCCAGACAGCGUAGCUGACGUCCGACAGAGCAAAGACGAAUCUGCCUGACCCAGGACCAUGGAUGUAGACAGUGGUUGUAUCCAGUCAGAAUUGAAGGUACAUGUGCACAGGGAUCGUGGUGGGUGUAAAUUCAGCAUUACUGCUGUAUCUGGUCGGCUGCCACAGUACCUCCUGUCCUUUUAAAACAACUUCCAACUGACACACUAGAGCCAGCCAAGAUUCUUAGAGUGAAACUGAGUCUAACAUCUUCACCCAGAGAAAACGAAAGGUGCACAGCUAACUGAAAUUUAGGCCAAUACAACUAACAGUUCGAGACACCUUAGAGAUUAUGCUGUUGCUGACUACUCCCCCCAAAAGAAAACAUGUUUUUAUUUUAUUCUACAAUGUAUGUAUUCCCUUAUUAAUGUCAGUUUGAUCAGAUCCUUUAUCCAACCAUUUAAUUUUUUUUCAUCAUGUGAUUGUACAUAGCUAGAAAAUGUGUAGUGGAAAAUAAUA